This is a messenger RNA of Strongyloides ratti, 666 nucleotides long. RefSeq names its product Zinc finger, AN1-type domain-containing protein. The record is from RefSeq and is a predicted model, not a curated record. The transcript is spliced from 2 exons. Gene Ontology annotation, molecular function: zinc ion binding. Gene Ontology annotation, cellular component: endoplasmic reticulum; cytoplasm. Lineage: Eukaryota; Metazoa; Nematoda; Chromadorea; Rhabditida; Strongyloididae. Gene Ontology annotation, biological process: proteasome-mediated ubiquitin-dependent protein catabolic process; protein targeting to ER. Bases 1 to 666 code for a protein of 221 amino acids.
AUGGCAGAAUUUUUUGACUUAGGAACACAUUGUGGAUAUGUUGAUUGUAGAAAAUUAGAUUUUCUUCCAAUGAAAUGUGAUGCUUGUUCUGAAUGUUUUUGUGGACAACAUAUUCAAUAUAUAAGUCAUGAAUGUAAAAAAGGUUUAGAAAAAGAUAAUCAAGUCCCUAUUUGUCCUAUGUGUAAUAAACCUGUUCCUGUAGGAAGAAAUGAAAACAUUGAUAUAAAAAUGAGUCAUCAUAUAGAUAGUGGUUGUAAAAUAAAGAAAAAGAAAAUAUUUACUAAUUCAUGUAAUGUAGAAAAUUGUAAAAAAAAAGAAUUAAUUCCAAUAGAAUGUAGUAAAUGUGGAUUAAAUUAUUGUAUUUCUCAUAGAUUUCCCAAAGACCAUGAUUGUGAAAAAAGGAAAACAAUAUCAAAUGUCAAAAAUUCAGUGGUUUCAAGGGCAAAUAUAACACAAAACAAUGUUUGUAGAAAUGAUGUUUUAGAUGAUGAAAUGUUAGCUAAAACAUUGCAAAAUAUUUUAAUGGAAAAUCCAAAUUUAUCACAAGAAGAAAUAGAUCGGAAAUUGGCUGAACGAAUGGAAAAUAUUAGACUUCAUAUGCAAAAUAGUCGAAGGCAAGUUCCAUUGAAUCAUAACCAAAAUCAAAAUGUUUGUCAAAUUCAAUAA